AUGGCCAUUCUCUCGUCCUUCGCCAUCAUCCGGGGCCUGUGCCUCUUCCACAUCACCCUCGCAUGGUACCUUCUCAGCGCUCCGCGCAUCGUUGCGGAGCAAAACCUGGUUGUCCUGUUCGGGGAAGCCAUGCGCAUUCCUGAACCGACCCAAUUACUCAAACCCAAUUCUGCCUCCGCCUUCGCCGCCAUCAUCCUCGCCUUCCUCGGUCUCUCAGACCUCAUUGCCGUGUCCAUGGACGAGGAGAUUGCCUUCCCUUACUGGGCCAACAACAUCCCGCUGCGCCUCAUGUUCCUCCUCAGCCUGACCGGCUACACGUAUGCCUUCAAGCCGUCUCCUGGACAAAGCCUCUUCACCCAUGGCGUCGGCGACCCGCUCAAAAACAGGCUGGUCUUUACAUGGGGGUUCUUCGAGUGCACAAUCUGGUUCUGGGCGUACGUCACUCUAAGGGACGAGAAGGCCAAGUUUGCCGAACGUCUGCUCGAGAGGAGGAAGAGGGAGGCCGAGCUGCUGAGGGACGCCUGA
Diplodia corticola is the source of this 525-nucleotide messenger RNA. RefSeq names its product increased loss of mitochondrial dna protein 1 protein. The transcript is spliced from 3 exons. Bases 1 to 525 code for a protein of 174 amino acids. Lineage: Eukaryota; Fungi; Ascomycota; Dothideomycetes; Botryosphaeriales; Botryosphaeriaceae. The record is from RefSeq and is a predicted model, not a curated record.